AGUCAUUUUCUCCAGCCUCUCCCUCUCAUCACUGCUGCACUAUCUCCGUGCCUUAGUCUGACCUUCCACAGGAACCAUGCAAGCUUUUGUUUCCAGGUUGUAUCUGGCUCCUGUGAAGGAUGAUGAAGCAGAAUCUCAGAGGAAAGCAAAGUCCCGCCAUGCCAGGCAAACUCGCAGGUCAACACAGGGUGUGACUCUCACAGACCUGAAAGAGGCUCAGAUGAGCUACAGCCUGUCUCAUCAAGACAGAGAGAAAGAGGAAGAAAGCACUCAAGGAAACAGGCUGUGUCUGAGAAGAGGCUUUGCAGAUGACACAGGAGAUCAGACUGGCCUGACUGAGUCCAAAGAAACGUCUGAGUUUACUCUGAAGUGGACCCAAACAGACAAGGAGGGGAACAUUGAGAACAGGUUAGAGACUGUUGCAGAAUCUCCAAACCUGUCAAAUCUGUCUGCAUCUGGAUACCAUGGUUUCCCUCAAAGCAAUUGCUUCUUCAGAGUUGGUGAAACAACGUGGAGAGAUGAAAACCAGAAUCCAGUUGAAGACGCAGCACAGCUCACAUUUUCUACGGAGCUCCAGCAAAGAUACCUCUGCUGUGAUGCCGAGGCCACAGAGCAUGAAAGACUGUCGAGAUACGAUUCCACUGGAGAAAGUGCCACAGACAAACCUAUGGGGCGCACCAGUUCUUACACGAGGAGAGAGACGAGGCUGGCGGCUCUGAAUAAACAAGAGCAAGACUCCGCUGCCAAAGACUAUAAGAAGAUGUACACAGAAGCUUUGCAAGAAAAUGAAAGGCUCAAGUCCAGACUUCAGGACAGCAAACAAGAGUUGGUGAAGAUUCGCUCCCAACUGGAGAAAGUUGCUCAGAGGCAGGACAGAAUGACAGAGCGAUCCACCGUUCUUGAAACGGAGAAAACGGAAAAACAAGCACUUGACAAAAGAGUCACAGACAUGGAGGAGGAAAUAAAGCAGACACCCCCACUGCGCUUCCGCUGUGGGUACCAGCCCUGAGAAGGGCCUUUCUCAGGGAGGGGGUAUGGUCUUAACCGAACUCAAGUCAGACAACCAGAGGCUAAAGGAUGAGAACGGAGCUCUCAUUCGAGUAAUCAGCAAACUGUCAAAGUGAAAAGAUGUCUGAACCUUUUGUUCUCAUGCUCCAACCUUGAUUCAGCAGUUUAAUUAUUCACAAGGUUCCAUGUUUUACCUCCUCUAUGAGUUAUUGAUAGGCCAUCUUUGAAGCUCUUAUAGGCAUAGAUCUUGAGCAGUCACUUCAGUUUUCUCACCUUGUAAUUAUUUUCUUAUAUUACAUAGUAUAUACUGUAUUAUUUAUAGUAUAUAGUACUUUUCACAUCCACAAACAAGAGAACAUGUGUACUAGUAUUUGGACUGCAGUGUCUCUGAAAACAUAGAAAUACCUUUGAAGUUUUCCCAUCCUGUGUGAUAUCACACUGAUGUUUCAUUUUUGUUUAUAUUCUUUGCAGCACAUGGUUUUAAUAAUGCUUAAAUAGUCUAUAAGAUUUGAUCAUUUUACUGGAACAUACCAAUGGACUUGAGAAUACAUUCUUUCUAUUUUCUCCCCGAUUGUGUGGUUUUUUUCUCAAAAAUAAGAGUGAUGCCUGAAAGAUGAAACUUUGUGGUUAGGUUCUGGUUGAUAUUUUUGAUGCAUCAUCCAGAUGAAGGACAGUUCAGUGGCCUACAAAUGUUUAAUUUACAUUUAUAUCUUCGUCAAAAAAAAAAAAAUCUUACGAGUCACAAAAAUAUUUUGUUUUCACCAGAAUACACAAACACCCCUGAAUCAGUUAUGCUUAUUACAAUCCAUAUAAAAUAUUGAAAAACUAAAGACUAAGGAGGUAUUUCUGUAAAUAAAGAAGAAAGACUGAUUUAAAUGUAUUUAUUAAUAAAAAUAUAUAUAUAUUAUUUGUACUCUGUGUUCACAUUUUAUGCUUUGAAGGAGCACAUUUUUGUUUGGAUUGGGCUGCAGAGGACGGGGUUGAUGUGAUGGCUGUCCUUGUUUGAAAUAAUAAAAAAUGAAUUUUAAAACCAUGACAUUCAAAAACCAAAAUCAAACUCAUUGCCCAAUAAAAUCUUUCUGAAUUGCCAAAGCAACUGUUUAAUUUUUUAAUCUGAAGCUUUUUUUAUUUUUUAUCAGAAUUGUCACAUCUUUAACUGUAAGUUACCAGAUUGUCUAUAGCAGGGGUUUCAAGUUUGCAAUAGAAAUUCACAACAUUUAUACUAAAUUGGACUGCUCUGUAACCGACCUUCACAGGAAAUAAAAACCUUGCAAAGCUAUUUGCUUGUGUAAUAUCUCUGAAGGCCAUAUUGACUGAAGUUGUUUUUUUAAAAGUUUACGCACACA
Molecule: messenger RNA, 2354 nt
Organism: Xiphophorus hellerii (green swordtail)
Lineage: Eukaryota; Metazoa; Chordata; Actinopteri; Cyprinodontiformes; Poeciliidae
Gene: ppp1r12b
Product: protein phosphatase 1, regulatory subunit 12B
Exons: 12
Coding region: 77-1009 (310 amino acids)
Cellular component (GO): cytoplasm
Molecular function (GO): enzyme inhibitor activity; phosphatase regulator activity; protein kinase binding
Source: RefSeq, a predicted model, not a curated record